AUGCUUCAUCCCCAACAAGAACAAGACCCACAUCUCCUCUCUCAGAUACACUUACCUGCUGCAAGAAUGGCAGAUGCUCUUGUUCAGGUGGCUAUCGAAAAUCUGACCAACAUCAUCCAACAAGAGCUGAGUUUGGUUUGUGGUGCCCCACAACAACUGAAAAAUCUAUCUUCUACAUUCCAAGCCAUUCAAGCAGUUCUUCAUGAUGCAGAGACCAGGCAAGUGAAUGAUGAGAAAGUCCGAGAUUGGUUAGGAAAGCUCAAAGAUGUCGCCUACGAUGUCGAUGACUUCUUAGACGAGUGGGAGCCAACGGCCCACCGAUCGUGGGAAAGCGAUAGUGGCCGCAUCAGAAACAAGGUAAGAACAUGCUUGUUUUGGCCUCGUUCUUGUUUCAGUCGGGUCAUGUCGCGUUACAAUCUUGCUCAUGGGAUAAAGGAAUUAAAGGAGAGAUUAGAUCAAAUUGCAGAUGAAAAAAAUAAGUACAAUUUCAAUAGUAGUGAGAGUUCGAGCCAGGUCAGUAGGCUUGAGAUAGGCAGAUUUCAGACGAGCUCGCUUGUAGAUGUAUCGCAUGUAAUUGGUAGGGUUGAAGAUAAAGAUAUGAUAGUGAGUAAGUUGGUAAGUGGGAGUAGUCGUGAGGAGGGAUGUAUACCUGUAAUUUCAAUUGUGGGCAUUGGAGGAUUGGGUAAGACGACCCUCGCUAGAUUGGUCUGUAAUGAUGAGAAGGUGAGGAGCCAUUUCCAGAAGGUUCUUUGGGUUUGUGUGUCUGAGGAUUUUGAUUUGAAGAGGCUUACCAAGGCAAUUAUUGAAGAUGCAGAAGGCGUUAGUACUACCCUUUCAGAACUGAACCCGUUGCAGAAUAAGCUUAUCGGAACAUUGCGAGGGAAGCUGAUUUUGCUUGUCCUUGAUGAUGUAUGGAAUGACGAUAAAGAGAAGUGGGAGGAAUUGCGGCUUCCCUUCCAAAGCAGCAUGAAUGGCAGUAGAAUUCUGGUUACCACUCGUAGCAACAAGGUUGCGAGUAUGAUGGAUGCAUCCUAUUUACAUAAAUUGGGAGGUUUAUGCGACGAUGAUUGUUGGUUGCUGUUCAGAAGGAGAGCUUUCAUCGGGUGGGAAAUGGAACAUUGUCUGGAGUUAGAAAGGAUCGAAAAGAUCGGCAAGGAGAUAGUGAAGAAUUGUAAAGGAGUGCCUCUUUCAGCAAAGGUAAUUGGAAGUGCGAUGAAUUCGAAGAGGACGGCACAAGAUUGGCAGAACAUCUUAGAAAGUGAGACAUGGGCUUUAAGGGACGUUGCAAAAGGCAUUUUACCAGCUCUAUUGCUAAGCUACUACAACUUGCCCACACAUCUGAAGCAGUGUUUUGCAUAUUGCUCGAUAUUUCCGAAAGAACAUGACUUGGAGAAGGAUACAUUGGUCAAGCUGUGGUUAGCCCAAGGUUUUAUCAGGUCGGAGGGAAAUAGAGAUAUGGAAGAAAUCGGCAGAGAGUACUUCGAUGAUUUACUGGCACGGUCUCUAUUUCAAGAUGUGGAGCUUGGAAGAGUCAGUUGCAAAAUGCAUGAUCUCCUUCACGAUCUCGCUGAAUUCAUUACAAAGAAAGAAUGUCAGAUCAUCGAGAUUGGAAAGUCGGACUUGGGCUCCGUUGAGGCUCGUCAUUCAUCCUUGAUUGUCUCUGACGAUGUCUCAAUCAUUCCCACCCCUUUGUGCAAUGUGAAGAAACUGAGAACGUUCCUACUAAUUGGGCCUUCCAAAAUCGAUACAGUCCCUCUUGAUUUGUUCGAACAUGUAAGGUUCCUUAGGUCAUUGGAUUUCAGUUGGACUGACAUUAAAAGAUUGCCAAGCUCAAUUGGGAAUUUGAAGCAUUUAAGAUAUCUGAAUUUGUCUUCAUCGGGUAUAGAAGAGUUGCCUGAAUCAAUGAGUCACCUCAGCAAUUUGCAGACAUUGAAACUCAAUGGCUGUAGGAGCCUCUGUAAACUCCCAAGAAGGAUGAGCGCUAUGGUCAGUUUGAGACAUCUUGAAAUUGAACGAACUGAUAAACUUGAGCAUUUACCCGAAGGACUGGGGAAAGUAACUUCCCUCCGAACGCUGAGCAAGUUCGUCGUGGGUGGCGACAGAGGAUGUAUGAUUGGAGAGCUGAAACACCUUAACUUGCUUCAAGAAAAUCUUGAAAUUAAGAGCUUGGAGAGAGUGGCAAGUGGCGAUGAGGCCAAGGAAGCAGAACUGGAGAAGAAGUUGCGACUUCGCAGAUUGUCUUUACAAAUGUCUGGAGAUGGCAAUGUGGAGAGCAUGAACGAUGUGUUUGAGUGCCUCAGACCGCCCUGUACGAACCUAGAAGAGUUGGAAAUACAGAACUACAUUGGUUCCAAAUUCCCGACUUGGAUGGAUGACUCAUCUUUGUCGAGUUUGGUUAAGGUGGAACUAGUCAACUGCAAUAACUGCACACAGCUACCUCAGCUCGGGAAGUUACCUUCUCUCAAACACCUUGAAAUACAGGGAAAUCGUGUCAAACUAGUGGGACGUGAGUUUUAUGGGAACAGUGGGAAUCGUGGCGGCAAAAGGGUGGCAUUCCCAAAACUGGAAGAGCUCUAUUUCCGCUCCAUGCCUAAAUUCAAGGAGUGGGAGUUGAGAUUGGAAGAAGGAGAAAUAAUGCCAUCUCUGCUCAAAUUAGUAAUACGAUUUUGUGCCAAAUUGAAGGCACUGCCACAGAGCCUCCCAAAUACUCUAAGACACCUUGAAAUUGAGGAAUGUAGUAAAAUCAACGGGAUUUCAUGCUCUCUACCGCUUCUUACAAAUUUCCAACUAUGCGGUAGUGAUGGAAUUCUGUUGAGGCCAUUACCAGGUCUCCUAAACCUCAGGAAAUUUGAGAUCGGUGGUCUACCGAAUGCGACGUCACUUCCCGAUGGGUGGGAACAAUUGGAGGCACUGGAGAGUCUCAGUGUCUCCUUUUGCUCCAAAUUGAGGUCUUUGCCGGACAGGUUGAGACAGCUCAAGAUGCUCAAGAGGCUCGACAUCUCCAAUUGCCCCAAGUUGGGGUCCUUGCCUGAAGGGUUGCAAGACCUCAGGGCACUCGAAGAUUUGGAAAUCAAUGGAUGUCGACUUCUGGUGGAGAGAUGCAAAGAAGGAGGAGAGGAUUGGCACAAGAUAGCACACGUCGCCAAUGUCUGGGUCGAUGGCAACAAAAUCCAAUGA
Magnolia sinica is the source of this 3177-nucleotide messenger RNA. Its product is annotated as putative disease resistance protein RGA3. NCBI's taxonomy places the organism in Eukaryota, Viridiplantae, Streptophyta, Magnoliopsida, Magnoliales, Magnoliaceae. Gene Ontology annotation, biological process: defense response to other organism. Gene Ontology annotation, molecular function: ADP binding; protein binding. Bases 1 to 3177 code for a protein of 1058 amino acids. The transcript has a single exon. The record is from RefSeq and is a predicted model, not a curated record.